Messenger RNA from Exaiptasia diaphana, 1308 nucleotides. RefSeq names its product D-aspartate oxidase. Lineage: Eukaryota; Metazoa; Cnidaria; Anthozoa; Actiniaria; Aiptasiidae. Gene Ontology annotation, molecular function: FAD binding; D-amino-acid oxidase activity. The transcript has 10 exons. The record is from RefSeq and is a predicted model, not a curated record. The coding region runs from base 6 to 1049 and encodes 347 amino acids.
UCAAGAUGGCGACUGUGGCUGUAGUCGGUGCAGGAAUCAUAGGGGUUACGACUGCUUUAUCGAUCUUAGAAAAGGACCCGAGUAUCAAAGUGAAAGUAUUUGCUGAUGAAUUUAGUCCUAAUACAACUUCUGAUGGUGCAGCAGGUCUUCUAAUGCCUUAUGUUAUGGCAGACACGCCAGAUUAUCUGCAAAGAAAAUGGUUUGGUACCACAUUGAAAACUAUGAAAGCCUUACUGGACUCUGAACAAGCCCCAAAGCUUGGGAUAUUCUUAAUUACUGCUUACUGUGUYCAUGACACUCCAAUUGAUAAGGAUUAUUCCUGGAAGGAUUUGGUGUAUUCCUACAGAAGAAUGACUAAACAAGAGCUAGAGGAGUUUCCUGCUCAACCUGCAAGAUUUGGAGUUACAUUCAAUACAAUCAUUUCACAAGGCGCAUUGUUGAUACCUUGGCUAAUGAACAGAGUGAGAAACCUUGGUGGUGAUUUUAUAAAACAGCAUAUUGCAUCAUUGAGUGAGCUGUCUGAGUAUGAUGUGAUUGUGAACUGUGCUGGCAUGGGUGCCAGACAACUUAUUGGUGAUACUGKACUCAAACCAGUCAGAGGACAAGUUUUAAGAAUUAAAGCACCAUGGAUAAAACACUUGUAUCUUUACCAUGUCGAAGAAGAGAGGGAUAAGGGACAAUCUACAUAUAUCAUUCCACAAAUGGAGUCCAUUGUUAUUGGAGGCACUGCACAGUUAAACAAUUUUAAUACAAAUCCAACAACCCAAGAUACAAAUAAUAUAAUUGCUYGUGUUAGUAGGAUUGUACCUAGCAUAAAGAAUGCACCUGUUUUGGCUAACUGGGCUGGCCUCCGUCCUAGUAGAUUCUGUGUCCGACUUGAGAAAGAGACAGUGCAGUGCAGAGACAAGUAUGGACYGAAAAAAACAUUGAAUGUGGUUCAUAAUUAUGGCCACGGUGGUGCUGGUUUGUCUGUUGGCUUUGGUUGRGCUGAUGAUUGUAGCCAACUUGUUCUUAAUGUCUUGGCUGCCAAAAGGGUAUCGAAGUUAUAACGUGUUUUCGUGAAUGGAUUUUUAUUAACAAUGAACCAGAACGCAAUCAAGAUGAGUUAUCCCAUGUGGAUUCGUCUUCAUUGCGUUCUGCUUCAUUGUUAUACUGACAAUUUGUCUCUAAAUAGCCGCUAUUUGUUAGUAUUUAGUUUGAUUUUAUUUCAUGAUUUUCCUGCGUUUGCUCUAACUCACUUUUCUACUUCGAAUGUAUUUCUAUGUAAAUAAAUCAAUAUGAAACGAGGCAAAUAAACAUUGUUUUUUA